Porites lobata is the source of this 1272-nucleotide messenger RNA. Lineage: Eukaryota; Metazoa; Cnidaria; Anthozoa; Scleractinia; Poritidae. The record is from the annotation of a GenBank genome assembly.
AUGCUCAAAAGAGAUCAGUGUCGGCGCUGUGAUGGUAUUUGUUCGACUCCAACCUCGAAGAUCCUUUGCAGCAGAUGCGGUGUAGCGUGUUAUUGUAGCGAUAAGUGCAAAGGCAGUGAUGAGUUUCGGCAUCAAGUAGAUUGUCAGACGGCUGCUUUGAAGCGGAAGUGCUCUGGAUGUAACCAAGAGAAGAUUGGGUUGAAAUCGUGUGGCGGCUGUCGUGAAGCGUGGUACUGUGAUAAAGAAUGUCAGAAGAAGGCUUGGCCGACGCACAAGCAUCUCUGCCGACCGGUUAUAGCAAAGAUCAGCGAAUUGUCUGAAAGGCUGAACGAUAUCUUCGAUUUCAAGAAGAGCACAAACUCGCAUGGGGUGGGAACUGUAUAUUACUGGGGGAACACCCCUGCCACGGACGUCAUCAAUCUUUCAUUGAACGAGGGAUUUGACUAUUCCAAACCUUUGUCGGUUCUUGCCUGCGAUGUUGGAGACCCAAGAAAUAUUCUGCGUUCUCUGUGUGAUCUUCCUGAAGUUUAUAAACAGGAAAUGACCUUCACUUUAAACGACAUUUGCGCCUGUACACUCGCCAGGACCGCUCUGAUUCUUUAUUUUCUUUAUAAAGGUAAGUGAUGAAGACCGUCCCAACGAAAACGUUCAGUAUUCAUGAUUGCGGGGGGCGGUGGAGGGAGUUUGGGGGAGGCAUUUUGUAAUACCUUUAUUUUCAAUAUCUGUAUGACCCCUUCAGUGCCCAUUAAGCAACAACAAAACUUGAAUGACCUCCUUUCCCCCCAUACUUUCUAUUUUUAAGAGAGAACCCCCCGGGGACGAGGUUAAACCCCUGCCCCAACCAUAAACAAUGAAAACUCCCUUACGGGUCAAAAGAGUCCUGUCCUUACUCAGCUGAGUUUAUGAUGGCCUAAAGGUAUGUCGAUUUACCUACAGCAGUUUUGGACAUGAGGCGUGGAAACAUAUCGAUGCUUAUUUUUCGUAGGAGGGGAAGAUGUUGCAAGUUCAGUGACGCAGAUUUGGUAUUCUUUGGGUCUCAGCGACGUGGACUCUCGGCUAGUGAUUUCCAGGUUGCAAGAGCUGGUCGAGGCAUCCAGUCUUGAGGAACUGACAAAAGGAACAAUGAAGAUGAACCAGGGCCAUUUUCAAAGGCUUGUUGAAGUGUGGCGUACCUGGCUUGAUCUUAGCACACGCCAAGGAGACUGGAUAACAGAAGCUCGAAACAAGCGAUUUACAAGUUUUGACGCACAAGAGGGAAUGAAUCUCUACUAG